GCCCGGGGGGCCUGAGAGCGGCGGGGUCCCGGACCCCGCCUUCGUGCCCAGCGCCAUGUCCUGGAUGUUCAGGAGGACGGACGCACCCCAGGUGUUCUUUAAAGUGGAUCCUCUUUGGAAAUAUCUGCAGUCUUUCCAGUAUGGAGUCCAUGCAAGUUUUUCACACUGCACCUAUCCCAAUUUAUUUUCUCCUUUUGACCCUGAAGACAUUAUCCCUCCAGAAGACUUUGUAGCUGGUGAUGAGGAUCUAGAUUCGGUUUUAUUUGGAACUUUGCGAGGUCAUGUGGUUGGAUUACGAUAUUACACAGGAGUGGUUAAUAAUAAUGAAAUGGUGGCACUUCAAAGAGAACCUAAUAAUCCAUAUGACAAGAAUGCAGUGAAAGUAAAUAAUGUCAAUGGAAAUCAGGUGGGUCACAUAAAGAAAGAACUUGCAGCUCCUUUGGCCUACAUCAUGGACAACAAACUGGCCCAAGUUGAAGGGGUGGUCCAUUAUGGAGCAAGCAAUGCUUUUACUAUGCCUGUUCAGAUGAGUUUUUGGGGGAAAGAAGAAAAUAGAAAAGCAGUUUUAGAUCAGUUGAAGAAACAUGGAUUUAAGUUGGGGCCUCCACCAAAAAGUUCAGGAUUUAAUUUUGGUAGUGCUUGGAAUUCUGAAAGAGCUGGGCCAAGUUAUAGUGUACCUAUUCAUGCAGCUGUGCAAAUGACAACUGAACAGCUCAAAACAGAAUUUGAUAAAUUGUUUGAAGAUUUAAAAGAAGAUGAUAAAACUCGUGAAAUGGAACCAGCUGAGGCUAUUGAAACACCAUUACUUCCACACCAGAAACAAGCAUUGGCUUGGAUGGUUUCGCGUGAAAACAGCAAAGAACUACCUCCAUUUUGGGAACAAAGAAAUAACGCCUACUAUAACACAAUCACCAAUUUUUCUGAAAAGGAGCCACCGGAGAAUGUUCUUGGAGGAAUAUUAGCUGACGAUAUGGGUUUGGGCAAAACUCUUGCAGCCAUUGCAGUGAUCCUAACCAACUUCUAUGAUGGCAAGCCUCUUCCUGUUGAAAAAACUAAUCAGUUGAAAGAGGAACAUAUUAUUGAUAAAUCUGCAAAACAAGGAGAAAAUGAUGACAAUGAACAAGUGAAGGAACUGUGUAAAGAAGAAUUUACUACUGGUGAAGAGCCCAGUGUUUCAAAUGUCAAGGAGGAAAGUAAAGAUUUCAAGUCAGAAUUUGCAAGUACCCGUCCCAAAAGAAGAAAAGCCACCGUUAAGUAUACUGAAAGCAGUGACUCAGAAGAGGUGGAGUUAAAUGAAUUACCACAUAAAAUAAAAGCCAGACCAAGACAGGAACAGCCUGUGACUAAAGGCAGAAUUAAAAGAUUUUCUAAGGCCAAAGAAGAUGCAGACUUUGCAUGUGCACUUGAGUCAUCUGCCCCUCUGGUAAAAAAGAAAGCCAUGAAAAAAGGAGCUACCAUAGUACAGUGCUCUAAGAAAAUUGACACUGAAGAGAAACCAAGAGCAACGUUGAUCAUCUGUCCUCUUUCUGUUUUAAGCAAUUGGAUUGACCAGUUUGGACAGCAUAUAAAAUCAGAUGUGCACUUGAAUUUGUAUGUUUACUAUGGCCCUGAUCGCAGCAAAGACCCUGCCUUGCUUUCAAAACAGGAUAUUGUUUUGACUACAUAUAAUAUUUUAACUUAUGAUUAUGGAAGCAGAGGGGACAGUCCAUUACACAAAAUAAGGUGGCUGAGAGUCAUUCUGGAUGAAGGCCAUACCAUACGGAAUCCAAAUGCUCAACAAACAAAGGCUGCAUUAGAUCUGGAGGCUGAAAGACGAUGGGUGCUGACAGGUACUCCAAUCCAGAAUUCAUUAAAGGAUUUGUGGUCACUGCUUUCCUUUUUAAAACUGAAGCCAUUUACUGAUAGAGAAUGGUGGCAUCGAACAAUCCAGCGUCCUGUCACGAUGGGAGACGAGGGGGGACUUCGGCGUUUACAAUCCCUAAUUAAAAAUAUUACCCUCAGAAGGACAAAAACAAGCAAAAUUAAAGGCAAACCUGUCUUGGAGUUACCAGAGCGUAAGGUAUUUAUUCAGCACAUCACACUUACUGACGAAGAGAGACAGAUUUACCAGUCUGUAAAGAAUGAAGGCAGAGCUGCAAUUGGCAGGUAUUUUAAUGAAGGCACUGUGCUUGCACACUAUGCUGAUGUCUUGGGCCUUUUGCUCAGAUUGAGACAAUUAUGUUGUCAUCCUCAUCUCUUUACAAAUACAGCAUCUUCCAGCAGUCCCUCAGGAGAUGAUACACCUGAAGAACUACGAAAGAAGUUGAUUAGCAAGAUGAAGUUAAUUCUGAGCUCUGGCUCAGAUGAAGAGUGUGCAAUUUGCUUGGAUUCUCUAAAUAUUCCUGUGAUAACACACUGUGCACAUGUAUUUUGUAAACCAUGCAUUUGUCAAGUAAUUCAGAAUGAGCAGCCAAAUGCAAAAUGCCCUUUAUGCAGAAAUGACUUACGAGCAGAAAAUUUGGUAGAGUGUCCUCCCGAAGAAUUGAACUGUAGUGCUGAGAAAAAGACUGAUCUGGAAUGGAUGUCCAGUUCAAAGAUCAAUGCUCUAAUGCAUGCUUUGAUUGACUUAAGAAAGAAGAACCCCCAAAUCAAAAGUUUAGUUGUUUCACAAUUCACAACUUUCCUGUCUUUAUUAGAAACACCACUUAAAGCAUCUGGGUUUGUGUUUACUCGUUUGGAUGGCUCCAUGGCCCAGAAGAAGAGAGUUGAAUCAAUUCAGUGUUUCCAGAAUACUGAAGCAGGAUCUCCCACAAUAAUGCUUCUUUCUCUAAAAGCUGGUGGAGUUGGUUUGAAUCUCUGUGCAGCCUCUCGAGUAUUUUUAAUGGAUCCAGCCUGGAAUCCUGCUGCUGAAGAUCAGUGCUUUGACAGAUGCCACAGACUUGGCCAGAAGCAGGAAGUGGUCAUCACAAAGUUCAUUGUGAAGGACUCUGUGGAAGAAAAUAUGCUGAAAAUACAGAACAAAAAGAGGGAACUUGCUGCAGGAGCCUUUGGAACCAAAAAGCCUAAUGCUAGUGAGAUGAAACAAGCCAAAAUUAAUGAAAUCAAAACUUUAAUUGAUUUGUAAUUUGUAUGGUUUUAGGCCAGGUGAGUUUAACUGGUCAAAUACAGAUUUACAAAAUCUUUGGAAGAGGUAAUUUGGAGCCUGCAAUUUGUGUCUUUCUUAAAAAGGUACAGAACAUCUUUAUUAGUGACAAGAUAAUUGACAUGUUAUCUCUUCUGAAUCUGAACUUGUUCUUAAUGAUAGUUCAAAUAGCAAUAAGUACUACUGUGUACAGUGACCUAAAAUAAUUUUAUGGGAGAGAAUUACUUUAGUAUUCUACUUUCAUAAUACCCAUCCUAAGUAUUCUUAAACUAAUUCCCACCAGGUACACAGCCUUUUCACUUUUGACAGAAUGUCAGGCCUUUUGAGCAAAUAAGUUGUUUUCUAUGUUGACCUCUUAUUGUUAUUCGCUCCAGUCUCCUCGAUGUGCUUUUUUUUUUUGAUGAAAUAGAUUCAAAUUAUCUCUCUAAAUUUAAUUCCCAAGAUUGAAAUAUACACAGAAUGUGUAGUGAAUUGAUUCAUUGGUACUUUAUUCAGAACCAAAUUGUAUGAGAGGCCAAAGUGUUGGGUCAACAAAUUAAUUUUAUGUAGUUAAAAAAAAUUUAGAAGCUGUGUUAUAGCAGUACAUUCCCCAUUAUAGUCAAGUAGCACUAUAUGAAGUGUUUAAAAUGUAUCUUGGUACUUAGGUCAUACAUACAGGGAAAAAAAAUCAUUCCACCUUAUUUGAUUUGACAGUUUAAAUUAUGGAAAUGCUAAAAAGAGACAUUUCUGUAAGUAGAUAGUUUUCACUCAUGAAGCUUUUUUGAAAAAUGACUUUGUAAACUUUUCUAAUUCUGAAGUCUGCUUGGGUGUGUGGUUGAACUAGAUGGCCUGACCUAAUAAGGUCCAUUCACCUCUAAGGUUCUGUGAUUCUAUUAACAUCUUGGUCCUGAUUCCUCAUAAAUCUCUUGUGCAUGUUCAAAACAUCAGAACAUUUGGAACUUAAAAAGAAUUCAUUCUCAUAUGCCCAUAGAAACCCAGUCAUCUUUAUUACUUUAUGUUAAUAAGAAAACUAUUAAUGGUUGUCACAGAAUUCCAGAUGGUCCUCUGAGUGCUAUUUUAAAAUAUAUAUAUAAAUUCAGUGAUCAGGUUUAGAUAGUCAGUGUUACUUCCAUAUGGAAAUAGUUUAGAGAAUGUAUUUUUUUUUAUGAGAAAAGAUGCAUUAAUAACUGUGAUGAGAAAAGAUUCAUUUUUGGUACAGAUGUAAAAGCACCUUAGAUUUUACUUAUAGUAUUUGGUGUCACCUGACUGAAAAGCAGGGAACAUUACGGGCAGUUUAAAAUUGUGGCAUAUGUGUUUUAAGGUUAGGAGUAAAUCUUCCCUAAAGCCUAAAUUUAGAAUUGACUCAUGUCAGGUAUGCUGGCAGCUAAGCUUGCGUUUUCCUAUGUAGUUUCUUCUACCAUUGUUAAAAGCAAUUGAUUCAUACCAGAUGAAACUAGGAGCUUUGUGGCACGUCUCCCUGGGUCGGGGAAUGGGAGUUGGGGGCUGUAUCCUUAACCUUCAGGAGCUGCUUAAGGAGCAGACUGCAGAGAAGCUUUACUGAUCUUUGGCCAUAGAAGCUUUGGGCAGUUAGAAAUAUAGCUCAGAACCUGAAUUUUCCUACAAACAAAAUUGGAUUGACUUGUACAACUCCUUCUCCCUCCGAGUUUCUGUAAAGUUAAGAAAUCCCUUGUCUCCUUUCCCAAACAUUUGCUGAGUUUCUUUUCCCUCGUUUCCAGUAUUUAUUUUGGUGAGUUCUUUCAAAAGUACAAAUAUUUCCUUAAUGUAUUGUUAAAGAAAAUAUGCAAACUACUUUGAAAUUUGGGGAUGGAUACUGGAAUUUUAACUUAAGUUAGUGCUGUGUUAUGAGCCAGUUUGAGUUUCUGUGAUACAGAAGAAGCUCACUGUGAACAGUUUUGUUGUAAAAGGUAGAUGCUAUGCCCUAUGCAUUUGUAGUCUGGAUUGGAUUUCUGUGUUACAUUUAAAAUCAAUAAAAAUGUUAGAAUUAA
Vombatus ursinus (common wombat) is the source of this 5106-nucleotide messenger RNA. RefSeq names its product helicase like transcription factor (gene HLTF). Gene Ontology annotation, molecular function: ATP binding; nucleic acid binding; hydrolase activity, acting on acid anhydrides, in phosphorus-containing anhydrides. The record is from RefSeq and is a predicted model, not a curated record. The transcript is spliced from 26 exons. NCBI's taxonomy places the organism in Eukaryota, Metazoa, Chordata, Mammalia, Diprotodontia, Vombatidae. Bases 56 to 3103 code for a protein of 1015 amino acids.